CUAAAGGCCUGUUCGAUCGUGUGGCGGGUAGUCCGCUAAGGACGCAGCUAUAAGUGAGAGCGAGAAAGAGAGUAUGCUUGACCGGACCAAGGUCUCACUCCGGUACGCCCGUCUGUUGUAGCAUUUACAACACGGUUUAUUAAAAACCAUAUUAAGACUUGUAUCUAAUUACGAGCUUGGUGCGGUCAAAUAUUCCUUUCACUCCGCUUUGGCAAUAAAUCCUUGUGCUCGUUUUAAUUCGCCCUUUUUUGGAAAUUCGUCGUCCCGUUAUGAUCUGGCAAUAUUGCAUGUAUGUCAUUGUCAAAUGAAUUGUUUUCGUUGUCAUCUUGUUCUGUGUUUUGUUUUUUGUUUUCUUGAUUUGACAACAGCGUCUUUCGUUCCCAGUUCUUUGUCAAAAAAUGUUUUUACCAGAAAUUGUUCAUUUACCAUGAUCACUUCACUUGGUAUUAUUAAUUAAGGAAUAUAACUAAUAUUUUCUAAAACCGCGCCAGUCAUGGAGUUUUUCCUGCGCUCAGAAAGUGAAGACGAGGCUAAACCUUUUAUGACCACUGUGCCGAUAAAAGGAGAACCAAAGUGUGAGACCGAGGAUCCUACCGGACCAAGGGCUUUCCGUCCAGACCUGUGCGAUGUCCAUGUCAAGGUUGAACCUUUAGAGAAUUUAGACAUAGAAGUGGCAUGUCUAACAGAGGGGACUGUUAAGAAAGAAUCAAUAAUAGUUGAUGCAGAAUUUGAAGCUACUGGAGAUAGUCAUAUUGUUACUAGUCAUGGCAGCCAGAUAGAAGUAUGCAUCACCAAGGAAUCAUGCUCAAGUCCAACUCUGGAUGAAUUUGUUAUUAACAAAAACUUUCUUAAAUGCAGAAUCUGCCAGAAAAUAUUAGACAAUAAUUCAAAUCUUACUAUGCACAUGCUUACUCAUGAUAUAGACAAAUCUAGCAUAAAGAAAAAAAGGAAUAAAAAUAAAGAAGUGACUGCUUGUAAAAUUUGCUGCAUGCAGUUUACAAAUUCCCGUACUUAUUCUAAACACAUGCAAACACAUGUAUUUGAAAAGCCAUUUAAAUGUGAGUUCUGUGAGAAGGCGUUUAAUUCAAAAUAUUUACUUACAAAUCAUGAGCGAACUCAUACUGGGGAAAAACCUUUUUCUUGUGAUCUUUGUGACAAGAAGUUUACAGAAAAAGUAAAUUUAAACAGACAUAAGAGAAGUCACUCAGGAGUCAAGCCUUACAGCUGUGAUGUGUGCUCAAAUAGUUUCACUUGUAAACAGAAUUUAGAAGCACAUAUGAUAUGCUCACAUACAGAUGAACAACGGUGGGAAUUUGAAUGCCAAUUUUGUAAUAAACGGUGCCCUAAUAAGAAUGAAUUGAGAAGACACCUAAGAACCCACACUGGUGAAAGACCUUAUUCAUGUGACAUUUGUAAAAAAAGUUUUAACCGGAAGUAUUACUUAGUACCCCAUAUACGAGUCCACAAUAAUGAGAGACCUUUCGGAUGCGAAAUUUGUAACAAAAGGUUUGUGAGUAAACAUGAUUGCAAUAAGCAUUUAAAAAUCCACAUGACUAAACGAAAAUAAUUGACUUUAUGUUUUAUAUAAUCAAGGGUAAUUUUUUUUGUAAAUUCAAAUAAGAUAGAUAGGCAGACAAUAGGUGGUCUUAUUGCAGAAAACUGAUAUCUUCCUAAUAGCCUUUGGGAUACAUUUUUGAAAUUAUUUACAUUAUAGGUAAUGAAAUAUUUCACUUAACACAUCCACUGCCAGACAAAAAAACGGCGCACUACAGAAACCGGUGGUCUAUAGCUGCGUACAAAACAAACAGCCCAGCGAGUUGUCCGAACAAAGAUCUGAACAAAGUUCACGAGCGCCCACCAGGUGGGUUCCCGGCAGUGAAUGUGUUAAAUAUUGACCUUAUGUUUUAAGCAAAAGGAUUGAAAUUGUAAUAACAAGCUGCCAGUUUUGUUAACUUCAGCUAUAUUGCUAGAAUUAGACCAAGCUAAAUUGGCAGCAAUUUUGAUAGCCCAGACAGUGCAAUUGUUAAAUAAACGUCAUAAUUUCAUAGAAGUUUGAGAUUCAAAAUUACACUUGCACCAUCUAGGCUAUCAAAAUCGCUGCCAACUUAGCUUGGUCUGACUAAAGGUAAUAUUUGGUAAUAUGUUGUGUUAUACAUAUACAAGGUGCCCGUGAGCAUUGCGAGACAUUUUAACUAAGCAUUCCUGGUAAUAUUUAGAAACUAAAAUGUCAUAUAAAAUUUUCUGGAUUAGGCCUAGUUUCAGAGAUAAUUAAAAUUUAAUUUAAUGUUUUUUGAAAUCAUUCUAUCGCCAUAAGUCGGUACAAAACACAUUUUUGACUGCGGUAUUGCCACUUUGUGGUCUAGUCUGGACAUACCUAUUGAUUGACAUCGAAAAAUGAAAAAAAGUGGCUGUGACAUAAUCGGACAGACAGACAGAAUCUAUAAGGGUUGCGUUUUUUGCCAUUUGGCUACGGAACCCUAAAAAUGUAUUCGAGAGGCUACCCCCAAAUAAAUAAAUAAACUUUUUAGUUAAUUUUAGGUUAUGUGUUUAUCAAUAAAAAAUACGUUUUAUGUACAGGAGUGUUCAAAAAAAGGAAAAAAAAAAAUUUUUUUGUCGAAUUUCAUACAUUUUUUUGCCAUCAGGAAUGCACCGGCAAAAUCUCUCGCAAUGCUCACGGGCACCUUGUAUAUCAAACUCAGUACUCAGACUCGUCGUCUAUCUCUAACAAAUAUGUUAGAAAGAGAGGCGAAUAGCAAUUACAGUUCACAGGCCUUUAUUUAUAAAACGCAACCCAGUAAGUUUAAUAAAUUAAUAAAUGUUUUAAAUGAA
This is a messenger RNA of Cydia pomonella (codling moth), 2829 nucleotides long. RefSeq names its product gastrula zinc finger protein XlCGF8.2DB-like. The transcript is spliced from 2 exons. NCBI's taxonomy places the organism in Eukaryota, Metazoa, Arthropoda, Insecta, Lepidoptera, Tortricidae. The coding region runs from base 494 to 1567 and encodes 357 amino acids. The record is from RefSeq and is a predicted model, not a curated record.